Molecule: messenger RNA, 1604 nt
Organism: Miniopterus natalensis
Lineage: Eukaryota; Metazoa; Chordata; Mammalia; Chiroptera; Miniopteridae
Gene: HCK
Product: HCK proto-oncogene, Src family tyrosine kinase
Biological process (GO): protein phosphorylation
Molecular function (GO): ATP binding; protein tyrosine kinase activity; protein binding
Source: RefSeq, a predicted model, not a curated record
GCUGAACUGGGGGGACGCCCGAGCUGCGAGGAUCCGGGCUGCCCGCAGGACGAGGAGCGGGCGCCCAGGAUGGGGUGCGUGAAGUCCAAGUUCCUCCGGGACAGAGGCAAGGUCUCGAAAACUGAGCCCAGUGCCAACCCACAGAGCCCCCUGUAUGUGCCGGAUCCCACGUCCACUGGCAAGCGGCGACUUGACACCAGCAACGGCAACCCCACGGGGUCCGCGGAGGCAGGUCCCGAGGACAUCAUCGUGAUUGCCCUGUAUGAUUACGAGGCCAUUCACCGUGAAGACCUCAGUUUCCAGAAGGGAGACCAGAUGGUGGUCCUGGAGGAGUCUGGGGAGUGGUGGAAGGCUCGGUCCCUGGCCACCAGGAAAGAGGGCUAUAUCCCGAGCAACUACGUCGCCCGCAUUGACUCCCUGGAGACGGAGGAGUGGUUCUUCAAGGGCAUCAGCCGGAAGGAUGCAGAGCGCCAACUCCUGGCCCCUGGCAACGUGCUGGGUUCCUUCAUGAUCCGGGACAGCGAGACCACCAAAGGGAGCUACUCGUUGUCCGUGCGAGACUACGACCCCCAGCACAGGGACACAGUGAAACAUUAUAAGAUCCGGACCCUGGACAACGGGGGCUUCUACAUCUCCCCACGAAGCACCUUCAGCACCCUGCAGGAGCUGGUGGCCCACUACAAGAAAGGGAGCGAUGGACUCUGCCAGAAGCUGACGGUGCCCUGCGUGUCCUCCAAGCCCCAGAAGCCAUGGGAGAAAGAUGCCUGGGAGAUCCCCCGGGAAUCCCUCAAACUGGAGAAAAAGCUUGGAGCCGGGCAGUUUGGGGAAGUCUGGAUGGCCACCUACAACAAGCACACCAAGGUGGCCGUGAAGACGAUGAAGCCGGGUAGCAUGUCUGUGGAGGCCUUCCUGGCAGAGGCCAACCUGAUGAAAACUCUACAGCAUGACAAGCUGGUGAAGCUGCACGCAGUGGUCACAGAGGAGCCCAUCUACAUCAUCACGGAGUUCAUGGCCAAAGGAAGCCUGCUGGACUUCCUGAAAAGUGACGAAGGCAGCAAGCAGCCACUGCCCAAGCUCAUUGACUUCUCGGCGCAGAUUGCGGAAGGCAUGGCCUUCAUCGAGCAGAGGAACUACAUUCACCGAGACCUCCGGGCCGCCAACAUCCUGGUCUCCGCGUCCCUGGUGUGCAAGAUUGCCGACUUCGGCCUGGCGAGGAUCAUCGAGGACAACGAGUACACGGCCCGGGAAGGGGCCAAGUUCCCCAUCAAGUGGACAUCUCCUGAAGCCAUCAACUUUGGCUCCUUCACCAUCAAGUCAGAUGUCUGGUCCUUUGGUAUCCUGCUGAUGGAGAUCGUCACCUACGGCCGAAUCCCAUACCCAGGGAUGUCAAACCCUGAGGUGAUCCGGGCGCUGGAGCGCGGAUACCGGAUGCCCCGGCCAGAGCACUGUCCCGAGGAGCUCUACAACAUCAUGACUCGCUGCUGGAAGAACCGCCCUGAGGAGCGGCCCACCUUUGAAUAUAUCCAGAGUGUGCUGGACGACUUCUACACAGCCACUGAGAGCCAGUACCAACAGCAGCCAUGAUGUGUGGGACAAAGGCAGGG